AUGCCUGUAAGUGAUGUCUCUUUGCUAGUGAUUCUAACACUGUCUUUCGCACUUUCAUUUCAUGUUAGUCGCGAGAUAUUUUGGUUCAAAGCGCAGCUUUUAUUUGAACCUGGAGAUGGUGUAAUGGGCGAGCAAAUUGCAGGGUUAAAUGUGCUGAAAGAGCACGAAAAAACGUUUUUAAACAAAUUAUAUAACCCAUUUUCCCUGUCGUCCCAACGAGUUACCAGAUAUAUUCGAGUGUUGUUUGCGACGACUUGUGCGUUAUGCGUUGUGUCUGUAGAACUCACACUUUGGGAGAUUGUAAAGGCAGAAAACGAGAGCCCUUUGGAAUCCACUGAUCUCGCCUCAGCUGUGUGGUUAUUCGCCUCAACGCUUUUAGCGCUAAUUCUCAUUUUGAUACAGCCUUAUUUGAUUCUGUCGUCAGUUUUGAGCAAGUUUUAUGGCGACAAGUUGAAUCAUAGUUCUUUAACGCUAGUUUGUUGCGGAAUCAUUUUAACUUGGGUUUUUACACUCAAUGGCCUGAAUGUGGGACCGUUUCGAUCCUCAAUUAGUCUGCUCACUAAAAUCUCCAUAAUGGGCGUCAGCGUUAUGGCAAUGUUGUCAGGUGUAGCAUGUAUUUCUACCCCAUAUUACAGCGUUGUUUUUUUCUGGCGUAAACGCAAAGGAGGCAGCAGUGGUGUUAGUGCCGGUCGCCUUCCUUCUUCGCACUACACACCGGUUUUCUUUUUGGAUGCAGCGGCACUGGAGGCCAAAAAGCAUGAAUGUGAAGCGCAGAUACAGGACAGUUUGGCUGUUCUCCACAGACUUGAAAAAGAACCCGUUCCACCUCCUUUGGCGUUACGCCAGCAGCUUUUCGACAGGACCAGUUAUUAUCAAUUGGAGCUAGCACGACUACAAAAAUUAGCGAGCGAGCCCAGGACAAGACAUCUUUUGAAGCGUGCAUUUCACCUUGGCUUUCUAGCUUAUUGCAUUUACAAAUUGAUCUCGAUAUUUUUAUGCAGAGUUCCGACUUUGUGGAUCCACAGCAUACGGCAUCCUGAGGACUACGAGUAUGAAAAGCUGAUGAAGCAUAAUUCCGGCGAAUCUAUAGCCGGUGAUCCUCUCGCUGUCUCUUUGGCUAAAAUUUGUGACUUUCUUAUAUUCCGAUUGAAGGAAAAAACACAGCAGGAAUCUCUUGUCAAACAAAUCUCUUUGGUUUUGUCAUUAUCGUUAUUUGGCUGUUCCGUUACAACCGUUGUAACGACGAUAUCAUACCUUACUACCCUUCUACCUCUUCGAUUUCGUAUUUUGGCAUUGAAAUCAAUGAGGCAAAGUCCGAGGAACGAGCCCCUUCCAACGGUCAAUCCGAAGAGCUUCCGAAAGGGCAAGUCAGAACCGUCGAUUAUAAAGAAUCUUCUUAUCUCUGAACUUACAGGAAUAUACGUUCUUGCCACGAUACUUAUGGUCCGCUCAAAUUUAGCAAUAGGUGCGGCUCAACGCUUAAAUCGAAUGCUCGGAGAGAAAUCCACAGUGCCCUACAUUGUUCUCGAUGUGUGGUUCGACAAAAUAUUUGCCUUGAGCGCUAUUAUGUCCCUGAUAGGAAUAAAGCUGGCGGAAAGGACAUCAGAGUAUCCAAGAAUGAACUCUGUAUAA
Messenger RNA from Lachancea sp. 'fantastica', 1632 nucleotides. NCBI's taxonomy places the organism in Eukaryota, Fungi, Ascomycota, Saccharomycetes, Saccharomycetales, Saccharomycetaceae. The record is from the annotation of a GenBank genome assembly.